AUGGCGACGACAUUGGUGGUGGCCACGACGGCGGCCGCCGUGGGCCUGGCCCUGCUGGUCUGUAUCUUGGGGCUGCUCUGUAUCUUGCGGAACCGGCCGUGCACACUGAAGCGGGGGGAAGAUGGGGAAGAGCAGGAGAUCUCCGCUGUUGGUGGCGGCUGCAGAGAGCAGAGAUGGAGAGAGGCGGAGAUAGAAAGGAGAUUGUCUUGGCGACCGGCGGAGCCACCUUCAACCUGGCAGGAGGCUGUUUUGGCAGUGACAGAGACGAUCCAGUUCAUUUACUUGGAAACCCUCGGGAGGUGGCCGAUUGGAGAUUUGGCCUUUGGCAUCAAGCAUCACAUGAGAAAGCAGGGCUUACAAGUAGCGACUGUAUUUGGCAGAAGCAAUUAUAUUAAAUUAGAAGGACCAGAACUUAUGGAUGAGUUGAUCUACCUUUCAAGGCUGUUGUAUCUCUGUAUAGCCUUUUCAAAGAAACCAUUCUCAGUCUUCUUAAAAUGUUCGGACUUCUGUCCCGACGAUAUUAUUUUUCAAAAGCAUAAAGCUGGGCUUCUAAAGCCUGCUUUUAUCAUUUUACGUGAUAAAAGUUCAAAAUGCAUUCUCCUUAUUGUUCGGGGGAUGCAUAGCAUCAAGGAUACAUUGACUGCUGCUAUUGGUUUGAUGGUUCCCUUUCACCAUUCAAUUUUAGAUGAAUGCGGUGUCAGUAAAGUGGUAUUGGGAUAUGCACAUUAUGGGAUGGUUUCUGCAGCCCAUUGGAUUGCAAAAUGCGCAACUCCAUAUGUCCUCAAAGCUGUUGGACAAUAUCCUGCCUACCAACUCAAGAUUGUUGGCAAUUCUUUAGGAGCUGGCAUUGCUGCAAUAUUGACCUUCAUUCUUCGUGAACACACAGAAUUUUCUUCGGCCACUUGUAUUGCAUUUGCUCCAGCUGCUUGCAUGACAUGGGAUCUUGCAGAUUCUGGACAGGACUUCAUCACCACUAUUAUUAAUGGUUCUGAUAUCGUGCCAACAUUUUCGCUUGUUUCUGCUGACAACCUUCGACUUGAGGUGGCAGCUUCCUCGUGGCUAAGUGACCUGUGUGAUCAAUUCCAUCAGCCAUUUACCUCAUGCGCUCAAACACUAUCCAGCAAAAGCCAGAACGUCUUCAUAAAGGUACAGAAAGCUGCCCUGACAUUUGCUAGGCGCAUGGAUUGUCUAGGCAUUCUCUCAUGCUAUGAGGACAAGAUCAAACAUCAAGGUACAAAUUUGCCAAUAGUGGAUAUGGAUUCUUCUGAGAUCAAACAACACCCUGAUGAAUAUUUUCCUGAACAAAUCGAUGUUGCUGGUUCCUGCAGUAAUCAAUACUGCAAUGGAACCGAGGAAGCCACCGAAGAAGAAAUUAUCGAAAGAAAAUUGUGGGUGGUGCUUGGGAAGGAGCUUCAGAGGCAAGAAGAAGCUGUUUCACAAUCCCAGGAAGAAAAUUAUAUGAGGGCUAUGGAUAAAGAAAGAUCUGUAUAUGGAACUAUUGGAAGCAAACAGCCAAUUUCAGCAGAGGAGAUCCAUUUUUUUCCUCCAGGUAGAAUUAGACAUAUAGUAGCAGAACAAGAAUUGAAUGUGAGCUCUGGUGGGAGUGUUGCAGAUGAGCCGAAUAUUAGCAUGUAUGAAACUCCGAGGCAUUUGUAUGGUAAAAUUCGCUUGUGGCCGAAUAUGAUAAAGGAUCAUUACAUGCCAGCGUAUAAGAAGAUGAUUGAUCUGAUGAUUGAGAACCUUAGGAAGAAGGAGGCAGCUGAGAAGCUGUAGAAAAUUGUACAUUAUGUUAUUUUUUGCACAGUGAAAGCUAUUUGA
This is a messenger RNA of Phalaenopsis equestris, 1818 nucleotides long. RefSeq lists its product as uncharacterized. The transcript is spliced from 7 exons. The record is from RefSeq and is a predicted model, not a curated record. Gene Ontology annotation, biological process: lipid metabolic process. The coding region runs from base 1 to 1773 and encodes 590 amino acids. NCBI's taxonomy places the organism in Eukaryota, Viridiplantae, Streptophyta, Magnoliopsida, Asparagales, Orchidaceae.